Messenger RNA from Lodderomyces orthopsilosis Co 90-125, 1113 nucleotides. RefSeq names its product type 1 protein phosphatase-activating protein (gene SDS22). The transcript has a single exon. The coding region runs from base 1 to 1113 and encodes 370 amino acids. Lineage: Eukaryota; Fungi; Ascomycota; Pichiomycetes; Serinales; Debaryomycetaceae. Gene Ontology annotation, molecular function: protein binding. The record is from RefSeq and is a predicted model, not a curated record.
AUGACAAAUCUUUCAGAAGUGAAAGCCCAAUCAGGUAAUAAAGAAGAGAAACACGACCAUAAUGUCGAUGCUGCCCUCUCCCAGACAGAGGAAGAAGACAAUGCCCAUGAUGAUGAAGAAGAUAACGAUCAAGAGGAAUCUAAUGGAGCAGUUGAAUACCCCGGUACAGUGUUGCCUGAUAAUAACCCACAAGAAAUUGAUGCAGAUGUUGAUUUGACAGCCGGAUUUGAUUCCGAUACUGAGUUCAUUGAUCUCGUUCACUUGAAAAUUGCCUCACUUGAAGAUUUGGAUCUUUCACGAUUCAAGAAAUUGGAAUCGUUGUGUUUACGGCAAAACUUGCUCACCUCUAUGGUGGGAGUGAAGGACAUCUCUCCUACUUUAGAAGAGUUGGAUUUCUACGACAAUAGAAUAAAUCACAUAUCUAGUUCCAUAAAGCACUUGACUAAAUUACAGAAUCUCGAUUUAUCGUUCAACACCAUCAAGAAUAUCAAGAAUAUUGAAACGUUGGUUAAUUUGGAAAACUUGUACUUUGUGGCUAACAAGAUUAAAGAGAUAAAAAACUUAGAAUCUUUGACAAAGUUAGUUAAUUUAGAACUUGGAGGAAACAAGAUUGAGGUGAUUGAGAAUCUUGACAAUUUGGUAAAUAUAACCCAAUUGUGGCUAGGGAAGAACAGAAUACACAAAUUGCAAAAUUUAGACUCAUUGGUUAAUCUUAGGGUGCUUUCAAUUCAAUCCAACAGAAUAAGGAAAAUUGAGGGGCUCGAUAAUUUAAAGAAUUUGGAAGAAUUGUACUUGUCGCAUAAUGGUAUUGAAAAGAUAGAGAAUUUGGAAAAUAACACCAAUCUUCAAGUGUUAGACGUUACCUCCAAUAAAUUGACAGAGUUAUCUGGAUUGAAGCAUUUGACGAAAUUGACUGACUUCUGGUGUUCCUACAAUCAAGUGCUGAGCUUCGAAAAUGUAGGCAAGGAGAUGGGGAAAUUAUCUGAUUUGGAAUGCGUUUACUUUGAAGGCAAUCCUAUUCAAACCGAAAAUCCUACUGCAUAUCGCAGGAAAUUGAAGUUAUAUUUGGGUCCGUCGUUGAACAAGAUUGAUGCUACUUAUAUACAUGGAUGA